CCUACCCUCAGAAACAAAACAAAAAAAAACCCUAGAGAGCCGUCGAGGCAGAACCUUGAAGCAAGGGUUUGGGAAGUGAACCAGAGGCUACCGAUCAAGAUGACUUUCAAGCGAAGGAAUGGCGGCCGCAACAAGCACGCCCGUGGCCAUGUCAAGUUCAUCCGUUGCUCCAACUGCGGCAAAUGCUGCCCCAAGGUCUUUAAGCAUUAUUUUGAAGAGUUAGAAGAGGAACCACUUAGACAUAACUUUGUUGUAGUGUACGAACUACUUGAUGAGAUGAUGGACUUUGGCUACCCUCAAUACACUGAAGCAAAGAUUCUAAGUGAAUUUAUUAAGACCGAUGCUUAUAGGAUGGAAGUGACACAAAGGCCACCUAUGGCUGUGACAAAUGCUGUGUCUUGGCGCAGUGACGGCAUAAAUUAUAAAAAGAAUGAAGUACGUGUAUUCUUGUGAGAGAUAUUAACUGAUAUUGAAGCCACUGGAUUAUUUAGAAUGAAGUACGUGUAUUUUU
This is a messenger RNA of Camellia sinensis, 511 nucleotides long. NCBI's taxonomy places the organism in Eukaryota, Viridiplantae, Streptophyta, Magnoliopsida, Ericales, Theaceae. The record is from RefSeq and is a predicted model, not a curated record.